Molecule: messenger RNA, 528 nt
Organism: Ogataea haglerorum
Lineage: Eukaryota; Fungi; Ascomycota; Pichiomycetes; Pichiales; Pichiaceae
Exons: 2
Coding region: 1-528 (175 amino acids)
Biological process (GO): regulation of transcription by RNA polymerase II
Molecular function (GO): zinc ion binding; DNA-binding transcription activator activity, RNA polymerase II-specific
Source: RefSeq, a predicted model, not a curated record
AUGAAAGAGGAGUCCCCAGAUGAGUCCCGUGUGCCCAAACGUCCAGGUGCAAAGCGCAAGUUCCACAAGAAAAGUCGCAAGGGAUGUGCUACUUGCAAAAAAAGACGCGUCAAGUGCGAUGAGACCCGUCCAGUGUGCGGUAAUUGCGAUCGCAUGGGAAUCCAAUGCGUUUACACUAUACCUGCAACUGUGCAGCCUACACAGGCCCUGACCACCGACCAAGUGGCGAACACAUCAGGACCUUUACCUAUGCGAGAGCAAAAGCCGAACCCACUUCAGCCCCCUGAAGUUGUGCAAGAGCCGAACUUGUGCCCGAACAUGAUAACCCAACCGCCUCCCACUCAAACCUUAGCAUAUGAUACGCAUCAAACCCUCAACAUGCUCGAUCUAAGACUCAUGUAUCACUACACCACCAAGGUCUGGCCUACGAUCACAGAGGCCGGAAUAUCAGACUCCAAAAUAUGGUCGGAGGAGAUCCCGAUGCUCGCUUUCAAGUACCCUGCUCGAAAUGUCGCCCGAGAACACUGA